UCCUCCUCCCUCCCUCCCUCUCUCUCUCUCUCUCUCUCCCCUUCUUUUUUCCCUCCUAGUUAUGAAAACGUCACUUCAAGUCCCUCCCUGUUUGAAUCUCAUUAGUUUCUUGUGUGUUUCUCCCUGUCAAUAAUCCUGAAUCCAGACUCUCUCUAUUUCCAUCCCUCUCUAUCUGUCAAUCAGCGCCGCCUUUGAACUGAAAACCACUCCGACCAACUUCAACUCACUCAAUCCGAGCGGCUCGCCUCCUUCUCCGGCUUCCUUUUCCUGCCAAGAUCCCCCCUUUUUCUCUUUUAGAGUUUUUAUACACCCGACAGACCCCGCCAGAGCUUUUUCGGAAAACGCCAGUUGCAGACCCCCCCUCUUUAAAAACAAGAAAGAGACAAGAAAAAGCAACUUAAAAACUCGGACUUUUCUCGAUCCACCAAGAGGGGGUUCUCGCUCCCUCUCUCCCUUCUUCUUCUUCUUCUUCUUCUUGUUUUUUUUCUAGAACUUUUGUGUCUUCUUUUUUGUUUUUUUUUAGCCGCUCGCGUUUUUUUCUACUAAAAGAAACAAAUACAAAAAAGAGGGCAAAGAGACAGAAGACAAGACAUUUUCUCGCUCGGGGAAAAAUGCCGCAGCUGAACGGCGGUGGAGGGGACGAUCUCGGCGCAAACGAUGAAAUGAUCGCGUUCAAAGACGAAGGCGAGCAGGAGGACAAGAUCUCGGACAACUCGUCGGCAGAAAGGGAUUUAGCAGAUGUCAAAUCGUCGCUGGUGAACGAGUCGGAGACGAACCAGAACAGCUCGUCGGACUCGGAGGCGGAAAGACGGCCUCCGCCUCGAUCCGAAACUUUCAGGGACAAAACAAGAGAAAGUUUAGAGGAGGCUGCGAAAAGGCAAGAUGGAGGGCUGUUCAAGAGCCCACCGUACCCUGGCUAUCCGUUUAUAAUGAUCCCCGAUCUGUCGAGCCCCUACCUCCCCAAUGGAUCACUUUCUCCAACAGCACGCACAUACCUACAGAUGAAAUGGCCCCUGCUAGAUGUUCAACAAGGAGGUCUUCAAAGUAGACAAGCACUUAAAGAUGCCAGGUCCCCGUCACCGGCACACAUCGUUGGGCCCUUCUGCUGGGAAUUCCCCGGACAGUCAGAUCUGAGCCUUCACCAAUUUCAUUUGUCUAAUAAGGUUCCAGUGGUACAGCACCCUCAUCAUGUGCACCCUCUCACACCUCUGAUCACCUACAGCAAUGAGCACUUCACACCGGGGAACCCCCCACCCCACCUACAGACAGACGUGGAUCCCAAAACAGGAAUCCCAAGGCCUCCACAUCCUCCAGAUAUAUCUCCUUAUUACCCACUGUCACCCGGCGCUGUCGGCCAGAUCCCCCAUCCGCUAGGAUGGUUAGUACCACAGCAAGGUCAACCUGUUUAUCCCAUCACAACAGGGGGUUUCAGACACCCCUACCCAACUGCGCUCACUGUCAACGCAUCCAUGUCAAGAACACAGAGAAUAUUUUCCAAACCCUUGCCUUUCACUCCCUCCGAUUACAGACCUGAGCGCUCCUAAGAAGUGUCGAGCGCGCUUUGGGCUUGAUCAACAGAAUAACUGGUGUGGCCCGUGCAGGAGAAAAAAAAAGUGCAUUCGCUACAUCCAAGGUGAAGGCAGCUGUGCCAGUCCUCCCUCUACGGACGGAAGCUUACUAGACUCCCCCCCAUCCUCCCCCUCCUCGGUGGCCCCCUCCCCCUCCUCAAAAGAGUCCAAACCUCAGACUGAACAAAUGCAACCUCUCUCACUGACUAUGAAACCGGCCCACCAGCCACUCCACCACCCGCACCUCCUGGCUGGGCCUCCACCGCCAUCUUUGGUUCCGCUGGAAAACUCUGCUGCAUCUCGCAAAAGGCCCGGCGCCUCCUCCCACAACGGAGCCCUGGAGCACGGCGACGUCUCGUCCUCGCGGCAGCCGGGCUCCUCUGUGGCGUCCUCAAUGGCCCGGCCCUCGGCAUCGCUGUGUCAUUCCCACUCGCUCCUCUCCUCCUCCUCGAACCCCCAGCCUCUGUCGCUAGUGACCAAGUCUAUAGAAUAGUCUAUCCUAUUCUCCUUCUCCUCUUUUCUAGCUCCGCUCACACACACUCUCACACAAACAGACAAAUCCUUUCGAGGCCCUCUCUCUCUGCUAUAUCUCACUUUGCCGUCGGUUCUUUUAGUUUUUUUUCUGUUCCUGUGCCACAAGGCGUUGACAUUUUUAGUUUUGGUUUUAUCGAGGUUCAUUGGUCAAUAUUUGACCUGUCGUUAUCAACAAAAAAAAUCUAAUUAUUAUAAAGAAAUGAUACAAUGAGCUGUAGGAUGGCUUUGUGAAUCUGCCAAAACUUUUAUGGAUUUUCGUUUUGUCUUUUUUUGUAACGUUAAAACAGUGCAAACAGAAAAAAUGAUCUAGUUCCACUUCGAUAUGUUCAAAAGACGGAUAUAAAAAGAUAGGUAGAUGUUCAAUGAGCCCUUUUCUUGAAAGAGUUGGUUCUACUUCUUUAUUUGUAUUAAAUACGAGCUUGCGAACCAAUCAUUUGACAUCUGUUCAAAAUCUAGGAGGGCAUGAGGCUAGCGGCGACACCUCUCUGAGGAACAACUUUAAUUGUGAUGUUACUUGUUCUUGUUUAAAUGUACAGAAUAAUGGGGGGGGGCGGGAUUACUGUGUUAAAUAUGCAUUCUUCCACUGCGUUGUCUUUUUAUUUUUGUUUUUGUUGUUGUUUACCUUUGGGGCGGAGUCAGGCAAGUUGGGUGGGCUUGAGUGGGGGUGGGGCGGGGGGGUCGAGGGUUAUUAAAGUAAAAAUGUCACAACGCUAGGACCAGUAGUAUUUAUUGCUUUAGAGAUUGCUUGUUGUAUCUUGUACGUGUCUCUUUUGGACUUUUUUUUUUUUUUUUUCUUAAUACAUUGUACAAAUAUUUUUUCUUAAGGUAAGCGACUUAUAUAUGAAUGAUCCAUUUUUACAAGGAGGUUUUAAAAAGGCAAAAAUCUUUAGUUUUUUUGUUUCUUUGAUUUCUUUGAUUUCUUUCCUUGAUGAAAACCUGGAUUCCACUCAGUGUACUGUGUAGAUCUCAUGAACAGAAGUAUGCACAACUUCAUUUCAAGAAAUGCGUCUAUAAGCCAUUUUACAAAAAAGAGGAAUAGAAAACUUGAACCAGGAGACGGUGGGUACCAUGUCUUCAGUAGAUGGAAACGUGUCCGAAGCCCUUCUUUUUUAUUGCACAGUCACAUCUCUCCGACUGUAGAUUCGUGUACAGAUUUUUCCGUGCCAAAUUUUUGUGAUAAUUUUCUCUGCCCCUCCAACCAUGCUGUAGGGAUCUCUCUCUCCUUUUUGUUUUCCUUUUUUUUUCCCCGUUUUUGUUUUGUUGUCGUUUUUUUUUUUUUUAUUUCGAUUCCAUUCUUUGCUGUGACGUUACAUAGAUUGCUAUGUAUGUAGUAUAAAUGUUGCUAUAACAAAUGUGUUUGGUAGCAAACUGUCAAAUAUUAAAAUUUAAACUUAAAAAGACGGACAUCAUACUGUAUAAACCCACAAGGGCCAAAUUAUGUAUAUUAGGAGGUUCAUAAAAAAACUAUUAAAUACAAAAAAAUACACAAACUGCCACUUUUAAGUACACUACUACAUAUAGGUAGAUAGAAAAAAUAGGCAUGUUGAUGUUGCAAGAGGCUGUAAAAAAAGCUACAAGAGAAUCAUCCACUCGGUGCCAUUGUAGUUGACAUGACGCGACUGUAAUCUGUCAAUUUCUUCUCUGGUUUAUUAAGAUGCUAAUGAUAAAUAGUUUGAAUGUUUCCUUAACGGCUGUGAUGUUCCUGUUCUAUUUUAUGCUCUUAUCUUUUUGUUUGUUUGUUUUUUUCCUGUUAUUUUAAAUGGUUCCAAAACCAUGUUUUUUUGUAAUGAAUAAAUGUUUAUGCUGUACAGUCUCUGUAGCAUGCAGUUCUGUAUUAAUAAAAGCAACUUAGUAUGUGCA
This is a messenger RNA of Platichthys flesus (European flounder), 3962 nucleotides long. RefSeq names its product transcription factor 7 like 2 (gene tcf7l2). Gene Ontology annotation, biological process: regulation of transcription by RNA polymerase II; canonical Wnt signaling pathway. The record is from RefSeq and is a predicted model, not a curated record. Gene Ontology annotation, molecular function: RNA polymerase II cis-regulatory region sequence-specific DNA binding; DNA-binding transcription factor activity, RNA polymerase II-specific. Lineage: Eukaryota; Metazoa; Chordata; Actinopteri; Pleuronectiformes; Pleuronectidae. Gene Ontology annotation, cellular component: catenin-TCF7L2 complex; beta-catenin-TCF complex.